This is a messenger RNA of Macrobrachium nipponense, 1446 nucleotides long. RefSeq names its product actin-like. The transcript is spliced from 2 exons. NCBI's taxonomy places the organism in Eukaryota, Metazoa, Arthropoda, Malacostraca, Decapoda, Palaemonidae. The record is from RefSeq and is a predicted model, not a curated record. The coding region runs from base 88 to 1221 and encodes 377 amino acids.
GGCAGGAGCAGGUAGCAGACCUUCAGUCGUGUUCAGACUCAUCGACAGGUAGACGUUUGACAAACGCUCAUACCAUAAACCACCACCAUGUGUGACGACGAAGACGCGGCGACCCUCAUCUGCGACAAUGGCUCCGGUCUUGUCAAGGCUGGCUUUGCCGGUGAUGACGCUCCUCGAGCUGUCUUCCCUUCCAUCGUUGGCCGCGCCCGUCACCAGGGUGUGAUGGUCGGUAUGGGUCAGAAGGACGCCUACAUUGGUGAUGAAGCCCAGAGCAAGCGUGGUAUUCUCACCCUCAAGUACCCCAUCGAGCAUGGUAUCAUCACCAACUGGGACGACAUGGAGAAGGUCUGGUACCACACCUUCUACAAUGAGCUCCGUGUUGCCCCUGAGGAGUGCCCCACCAUGCUUACUGAGGCUCCCCUUAACCCCAAGGCCAACCGUGAGAAGAUGACUCAGAUCAUGUUUGAGUCCUUCAACAUGCCCGCCAUGUACGUCUGCAUCCAGGCUGUCCUCUCCCUCUACGCCUCUGGCCGUACCACUGGUGAGGUUUGCGACUCUGGUGAUGGUGUCUCCCACAUGGUUCCCGUCUAUGAAGGUUUCGCCCUUCCCCAUGCCAUCCUCCGUCUGGACUUGGCUGGUCGUGACAUCACCAACUACCUUGGUAAGAUCAUGACUGAGAAGGGCUACUCCUUCACCACCACCGCUGAACGUGAAAUCGUCCGUGACAUCAAGGAGAAGCUUUGCUACAUUGCUCUGGACUAUGAGAGUGAGAUGAACACUGCUGCCGCCUCCUCUUCCAUCGACAAGUCCUAUGAACUUCCUGACGGUCAGGUCAUCACCAUCGGCAACGAGCGUUUCCGUGCUCCCGAGUCUCUGUUCCAGCCUUCCUUCCUUGGUAUGGAAUCUGCUGGUGUUCACGAGAUCGUCCACAACUCCAUCAUGAGGUGCGACAUCGACAUCAGGAAGGACCUGUUGGCCAACAUUGUCAUGUCUGGUGGUACCACCAUGUAUGCUGGUAUUGCUGACAGGAUGCAGAAGGAAAUCACCUCUCUUGCUCCAUCCACCAUUAAGGUCAAGAUCAUCGCUCCCCCUGAGAGGAAGUACUCCGUCUGGAUUGGUGGUUCCAUCCUUGGUUCUCUGUCCACCUUCCAGAACUUGUGGGUCACCAAGGAGGAAUACGAUGAAUCUGGCCCUGGCAUUGUUCACCGCAAGUGCUUCUAAACGAUUGCUUUAUAAAUACACUUCUUAAAACCAUCAUCGAACCGACUUCGAAUAUCUGGAGUAUUGCUCCUCCCAGAUAAUCUACUUAUUUUUACUAAGUAGAGUAAAACAGAAAUUUCACGUCAUAGACUACGUUAUAUUUUUCCAUUGUCAUGUAUGUACGACAUAUCAAUGAUGUUACCAAAACAGGGUUUUAUUACGGAAAAUAAAUCCAUUGCUAAUGGC